Messenger RNA from Myotis davidii, 2245 nucleotides. It is a transcript of the gene LARGE2, whose product is annotated as glycosyltransferase-like 1B. The annotation marks the transcript as partial. The transcript has 12 exons. The record is from RefSeq and is a predicted model, not a curated record. NCBI's taxonomy places the organism in Eukaryota, Metazoa, Chordata, Mammalia, Chiroptera, Vespertilionidae. Gene Ontology annotation, biological process: protein O-linked glycosylation via mannose. Gene Ontology annotation, molecular function: glucuronosyltransferase activity; xylosyltransferase activity.
UGCCCCCUCCCGCCCCCUGCUCCUCCCCAGCUCCGAUGCCUGGCGGGGCUGCACCGCGCUAGGCCAGGCCAGCCCCUUAGCCCGCGGGUCCUCGCUGAGAUCUGCCAACCUCAGUGUCUCCCCCGCCCCCAGCUCUUGCACGUGGCCAUCGUGUGUGCAGGACACCACACCAGCCGAGACGUCGUCACUCUGGUCAAGUCCUUGCUCUUCUACAGGAAAAACCCACUGCACCUCCACUUGGUGACCGAUGCCGUGGCCAGGAACAUUCUGGAGACGCUCUUUCACACAUGGAUGCUGCCCGCUGUCCGUGUCAGCUUCUAUGACGCCAAUGAGCUCAAGCCCCAGGUCUCCUGGGUCCCCAACAAGCAUUACUCUGGCCUCUAUGGGCUAAUGAAGCUAGUGCUGCCCGGUGCCCUGCCUCCUGACCUGGCCCGGGUUAUUGUCCUGGACACAGAUGUCACCUUCGCCUCCGACAUUGCCGAGCUCUGGGCACUCUUCGCUCACUUUUCUGACGAGCAGGUGAUCGGUCUUGUGGAGAAUCAGAGCGACUGGUACCUGGGCAACCUCUGGAGGAACCACAAGCCCUGGCCUGCCUUGGGCAGGGGAUUUAACACAGGUGUGAUCCUCCUGUGGCUGGACCGGCUGCGGCAGGCUGGCUGGGAGCAGAUGUGGAAGCUGACCGCUACACAGGAGCUCCUCACCCUGCCCGCCACCUCGUUGGCCGACCAGGACAUCUUCAAUGCUGUAAUCAAGGGGCACCCGGCACUGGUGCAGCCCCUGCCCUGUGUCUGGAAUGUGCAGCUGUCUGACCACACGCUGGCCGAGCGCUGCUACUUGGAGGCGGCUGACAUCAAGGCGAUCCACUGGAACUCACCGAAGAAGCUGCGUGUGAAGAACAAGCAUGUGGAAUUCUUCCGCAACCUCUACCUGACCUUCCUGGAGCACGAUGGGAACCUGCUGCGGAGAGAGCUCUUCGGGUGCCCCAGCCUGCGCCCACCGGAGGCCGAGCAGCUGCAGCAGGCCCUGGCACAACUCAACGAGGAAGAUGCCUGCUUCGAGUUCCGGCAGCAGCAGCUCACUGUGCACCGUGUGCACAUCACUUUCUUGCCCCAUGAGCCACCGCCGCCCCGGCCCCACGAUGUCACCCUUGUGGCUCAGCUCUCCAUGGACCGGCUGCAGAUGCUGGAGGCCCUGUGCAGGCACUGGCCGGGCCCCAUGAGCCUGGCCUUGUAUCUGACAGACGCAGAAGCCCAGCAGUUCCUGCGUUUCGUCGAGGCCUCGGAGGUGCUCUCAGCCCGGCAGGAUGUGGCCUACCACGUGGUGUACCGUGAGGGUCCCCUCUACCCCAUCAACCAGAUUCGCAACGUGGCCUUGGCCCAGGCCCUCACGCCUUACGUUUUCCUCAGCGACAUUGACUUCCUGCCUGCCUACUCCCUCUACGACUACCUCAGGGCCUCCAUUGAGCAGCUGGAGCUGGGCAGCAGGCGGAAGGCGGCCCUGGUGGUGCCAGCAUUCGAGACCCUGCACUACCAGUUCAGCUUCCCCACUUCCAAGGCUGAGCUGCUGUCCUUGCUAGACGCUGGCUCUGUCUACACCUUCAGGUACCACGAGUGGCCCCGGGGUCACGCGCCCACAGACUACGCCCGCUGGCGGGAGGCUCAGGCCCCAUACCGUGUGCAAUGGGCUGUAGACUAUGAGCCCUACGUGGUGGUACCCCGUGACUGUCCCCGCUAUGACCCCCGCUUUGUGGGCUUUGGUUGGAACAAGGUGGCCCACAUCAUGGAGCUGGAUGCACAGGAAUACGAGUUCCUGGUGCUGCCAGAGGCCUUCACCAUCCACCUGCCACACACCCCAAGUCUCGACAUCUCCCGCUUCCGCUCCAGCACCACCUAUCGAGACUGCCUGCAGGCCCUUAAGGAUGAGUUCCUCCAGGACUUGUCCCGCCACUAUGGGGCUGCUGCCCUCAAAUACCUCACUGCCCUGCAGCAGCCUGAGGCUCCCUGACCUCCCAAGGCUGGGCCUGUGUGGCUCUCCGCUGCCCCUGGCCUGGGCUCUCACUCCGUUAUUUAAAUUAUUUAAGGUCUCUGUGGGAAGGGCCGCAGUGGAGCACCUGGGGUGGGGCCUGGGGCCUCCCUUUGCUGUUCGGUCGCUGGGGUCUAUUCUCCCUCUGCCCCAGCUGGUUUGGGGCUGGUUCCCCCCUCCUCAACUGUACACCUCUUUUUCAUAAUUAAUGUUUUAAAAGCUC